Peronospora matthiolae is the source of this 1230-nucleotide messenger RNA. The record is from the annotation of a GenBank genome assembly. NCBI's taxonomy places the organism in Eukaryota, Oomycota, Peronosporomycetes, Peronosporales, Peronosporaceae.
AUGGACCGACCAAGUGACGAUGAUGAAGAUGCGGAGUUGGACCUCGACCUCCUGGCGAUCAACGAGGACGACGUGCGUCAAACCGUCUACAAUCAGACUGGCAAGCGCAAGAGUGAAGCAAGACCCGGCAUGUCACGGUCAGCUCGCCCUCGAACUGGGUUGGAACAAGCAAGUGCGCCGGAACACGUCUCCAACCGUCACCAGAAACGACGAUCAAGUGCUCCAGAAACGAUGUCUGAUGACGAAGAAGAUGCAAGCGUGUACGAUCAAGAUGACGACUCGACGCCUCCAACAUUUUGGCGUGCAAGUGCAAACGCAGUGGAAGCAACGGACCUAGCAGAACCUGUGACUUUUCAAGACGCGAUCAAUGGUCCUGAUCAAACUCACUGGCGAAAUGCUGUGAAGGUGGAACUCAAGUCGAUGCAUCUUCGUGGAGUUUUCCGUGCGGCAAAACUGCCAAGAGGCCAAGGCGCGAUCGGCACCAAGUGGGUGUUCAAGAUCAAGCGCAAAGCGGAUGGAUCGGUCGAGAAAUACAAGGCGCGUAUCGUUGUCAAGGGCUUCAAGCAGAAGUACGGCAUCGACUACACAGAGACGUUCUCGCCCGUGGUCAAGUACGUGACACUGCGUAUGGUGAUCGCGAUCACCAAGUAUUUCGACUGGCCACUGGACCAACUCGAUGUGGUGACAGCCUUUCUCUACGGAGUGAUGAAGGAGAAGGUGUACUGCGUGAUACCAGAAGGCGUCGAGAUGGAUGGCGACUUCGACUGUCUCGAGUUGGUGAAGGCGAUCUACGGUCUCAAGCAAGCUUCACGUGUGUGGAACGAGACUUUCGACGAGUUCGUAUGCUUUAUCGGUUUCGAAGCGUCGGCGUUCGACCCAUGUCUCUACAUCAAGGUUGUCGACGGUCACUGUGUGCUCGUGCUGGUCUACGUGGAUGACGUGUUGGUCACCGGCAGCUCGCUCGAGUUGAUUGCGCAGACGAAGGCCGACCUCAAGACGCGUUUCGAGAUGACCGACAGUGGCAAGUGUACUUUUGUACUGGGCAUCGAACUGGUGGACGAAUCGGAUGGCAGCGUGACAAUGUGCCAGCGACGGUAUGUCAACGACAUCCUCAAGCGCUUCGGCAUGGAUGAGUGCAAGGCCACAGCAAGUCCGGUCGACUUGAGCACUCGGCUUGUCGCAAGCACCGAAGCGGCCAAGAUCGACGUUCCGUUUCGUGAAGCUGUGUGA